Saccostrea cuccullata (small rock oyster) is the source of this 900-nucleotide messenger RNA. Its product is annotated as large ribosomal subunit protein uL4-like. NCBI's taxonomy places the organism in Eukaryota, Metazoa, Mollusca, Bivalvia, Ostreida, Ostreidae. Gene Ontology annotation, cellular component: cytosolic large ribosomal subunit; ribosome. The coding region runs from base 1 to 795 and encodes 264 amino acids. Gene Ontology annotation, molecular function: RNA binding; structural constituent of ribosome. The transcript is spliced from 6 exons. The record is from RefSeq and is a predicted model, not a curated record. Gene Ontology annotation, biological process: translation.
AUGUUAUUAAAAGUAGCCUUAUUACUAAUACUUGAAGAAAAAUUCAUUGUUGAGCACUGUAUUUUUGUAGGUCACAGAAUUGAGGAGAUCCCAGAGGUCCCCUUGGUGGUGAGUGAUAAAGUAGAGGAGUUCAAAAAGACAAAGGAAGCUGUCGCUCUCCUAAAAAGAUUGAAAGCAUGGAGUGAUAUUCAGAAGGUGUACAAAUCCAAACGAUUUAGAGCUGGCAAAGGUAAAAUGAGGAACAGACGAAGAAUUCAGAAGAGAGGCCCCCUUGUUAUAUACAACUCUGAUAAUGGAAUCUGUAGGGCAUUCAGAAAUAUCCCUGGCAUAACCCUCAUAAAUGUAUCUCGCCUAAACCUACUAAAGAUUGCUCCUGGUGGUCAUGUAGGAAGAUUCUGUAUCUGGACUGAGUCAGCUUUCAGUAAAUUGGAUAAAUUGUAUGGUACAUGGAAGAAACUGGCUGCAGAGAAAAAGAUUACAAGUAACUUACCUAAACCCAAGAUGACCAAUUCAGAUUUAACAAGAUUAUUAAAGAGUGAUGAAAUUCAGUCUGCUUUACGGUUACCCAAAAGAGACAAUAACAGAAGGAGAGUUCUUAAGAAGAAUCCUUUGAAGAAUCCUCGCGUGAUGAACCAUCUGAAUCCAUACAGUAAAGUGAUGAGGAAAGCUGCUCAGAAUGUGGAAGCCACUCGCAAGGCUGCCCGUCAGGCUAAGCUGGAUGCUAAGCGCGGGAUUAAAACUGAAGCCAAGCCAGCUGCCAAGAAAACAGCAAAGACCAAGCCAGCAAAGAAGUAAACAGAGGAUAGUAAAUGGCAACUCUAAUCUGUAUGACUGAACAUUACUAAAUAGUGUCAGGAUUUAAUUUAUUGUUGUCCAAAUAAAGUAUCUUCUGGUUGAUAA